AUGACUUGGGCUAUGAUCAUCCUUCUCCUACUUGGCCUGUGGGCAUUGUCCAAUGUCUACAGCCUUGUGAGAAACUACCUCGUGGCACGAAAGACGGGUCUCCCAAUCCUCGUCUGCCCCAUCAACAACUACAACCCACUUUGGAUGGCGAGCGGUAUACCUCUGAACCCGCUGUACAAAAGGAUCCUCCCCAGGCACCUCUACGAGCGGGUCAACUGCGCGUCGUACGGGUUCGAAUGGCGAGAAAAGAGCGGCAUCUUCCAAAAAUACGGCCCGGCCUUCGUCCUCGUCACCACCGGCGCCGUCGAGUUGAACACCGUCGACCCGGGCCUGGUGAGCGAGGUGCUCAGACGGCCCAAGGAUUUCCCAAACACCGACAUUGGAGACGUCAUCAUGGGCGUGUUUGGACCCAACCUCCUCACCACCAACGGCGAACGGUGGUCUCGACAACGCAAGCUCAUCGCGCCCAACAUCAAUGAGAAGAUCAGCAGUCUGGUGUUUGGCGAGUCUCGACGGCAGGCCCGCGAGAUGGUCGCUUCGUACGUGGACGAGGCACAGGGAGUGACGAAUGACACGGUGCGUGGGUUAAAAGCGCUCGCCAUCAAUGUCCUCGGCACGGCCGGGUUCGGGAUACGACGGCCCUGGAAGGAUGAUGCCACGUCACAACCCAAACGCCAAUGCCAACGCUUCACUUACAUGGAAGCCACCAAGAUCGUGGUUGAGAACAUCGUCGGCGCCGUUUUCCCCACCAGGUUGCUCACGCUGUCCAUCCUCCCCUCGUCCUGGCAGGACAUUGGACGGGCGAAGACGGAGUUCCCCCAACUUACCAAGGAAAUGCUCGAGAACGAACGUAAGGUGCAAGAGAGCGCCACCGAAGCCAGGACCAACCUGAUGAGCCUGCUCGUUCGACUCUCCGACGCCGACGGCGCCAAGUCGACGCAGUACCUGACCGAGGAUGAAAUGUUGGGUAACCUCUUCAUCUUCACCGCGGCAGGAUUCGACACGACGGCCAACACGAUGGCGUAUGCGCUGGCGCUUCUCGCCACGUACCCCAAGUACCAAGAUUGGCUGUACGAGGAGAUCAAGGCGGUGAUUGGCGACAAGCCCACCGAAAGUCUCGAGUACGCCGACACAUUCCCCCGGCUACCACGCUGUCUAGCGUUGAUGCUCGAGACAAUGCGCCUCUUCCCACCGUUGGUCCACAUCGCCAAACAGGUCAACAAAACACAAGACGUCGCCGUUGCCACGUCCCUCCGGUCGUACUUUUUGCCGCGAAGGGUCGUGAUUUACCUCAGUUCGGUGGCCCUGCACCGCAGCCUCCAAACCUACGGCGACGACGCGGACGCGUUCCGCCCGGAGCGCUGGAUCCUCGACCCCUCCGUCGAGCCGGGGUCGGCGAAGUCGACCAUCGCCGCCAACGUCAGGACGAUGCCCAAGGGCAGCUUCGUGCCGUGGUCCGCGGGUCCGCGGGUCUGCCCGGGCAUGAAGAUGGCCCAGGUCGAGUUCGUGGGCGUCUUCUUGACCGUGUGCGAGAGGUACACCUUCGCGCCUGUCCGGCUCCGCGACGACGAGACGGACGACCAGGUCAAGGCGAGGUUCGAGGCCGUCAUGGAAGACAGUUCGCCCAGGUUGACCCUGCAGAUGAACCGGUUCGAGGACCUCAAGAUCAAGUGGACCAGACGAUGA
Exophiala oligosperma is the source of this 1686-nucleotide messenger RNA. RefSeq lists its product as uncharacterized. Gene Ontology annotation, molecular function: monooxygenase activity; heme binding; oxidoreductase activity, acting on paired donors, with incorporation or reduction of molecular oxygen. Lineage: Eukaryota; Fungi; Ascomycota; Eurotiomycetes; Chaetothyriales; Herpotrichiellaceae. The transcript has 3 exons. The record is from RefSeq and is a predicted model, not a curated record. The coding region runs from base 1 to 1686 and encodes 561 amino acids.